Messenger RNA from Equus caballus (horse), 1266 nucleotides. NCBI's taxonomy places the organism in Eukaryota, Metazoa, Chordata, Mammalia, Perissodactyla, Equidae. The record is from RefSeq and is a predicted model, not a curated record.
GGAGCAUGCGUAUUACGAGGCGGUCGCGGGGCUGAUGACAUAAAAGCCGGGCUCCGGGAAACGCCGGUACCAGUCGUGCUGCCGAGGCUCAGGGAUGGCGUGUCGCGGGCGGAGACCGGAGCACGGCGGGCCCCCGGAGCUGUUUUACGACAAGAAUGAAGCCCGGAAAUACGUGCGCAACUCACGGAUGAUUGAUGUCCAGACCAAGAUGGCUAGGCGAGCACUGGAGCUCCUUUAUCUGCCCGAGGAUCGGCCCUGUUACCUGUUGGAUAUUGGCUGUGGUUCUGGGCUGAGUGGAGAUUAUCUCUCGUAUGAAGGGCACUACUGGGUGGGCAUUGACAUCAGCCCUGCCAUGCUGGAUGCGGCUUUGGACCGAGAGAUAGAGGGAGACCUGCUUCUGGGGGACAUGGGCCAGGGCCUCCCCUUCAAACCAGGCUCCUUUGAUGGUUGUAUCAGCAUUUCUGCUGUGCAGUGGCUCUGUAAUGCUAACAAGACAUCUGACAUCCCUGCCAAGCGCCUGUACUGCUUUUUUUCUUCUCUUUAUUCUGUGCUGGUCCUCAGGCUAAACAGAAAGUUCAGUGGGCUGAGACUCCCUGAUGAAAUGCAGAAGACACUGAUGUCAAAAUCUGAGACUGAUUGCAAUUCCUCUGUCCACUAUGCCGAAUUUUUUUUGGUUCGUGGAUCCCGAGCAGUCCUGCAGCUGUACCCUGAGAACUCAGAACAGUUGGAGCUGAUCACCACCCAGGCCACCAGGGCUGGCUUUACUGGAGGUGUGGUGGUGGACUACCCCAACAGUACCAAAGCAAAGAAGUUCUACCUCUGUUUGUUUUCGGGACCUUCGACCUUUGUGCCAAAGGGCCUGAACGGAAAUGUGGAGGAAGAGGAGGCCGGGGAGUCCAGGUUCACGAGUGGGAGGAUCCCAUACCGGAUUGCGCGGCGGGGAGUGGUGAGGAAGAGCCGAGAGUGGGUGCUGGAGAAGAAGGAGCGCCGCAGGCGUCAGGGCAAGGAGGUAAGACCUGACACCCAGUACACCGGCCGCAAGCGCAAGCCCCGCUUCUGAGCGGCUGCUUGGUCCGCACACCCGCGAGCUGUGCCGUCAGCCCAGGCACUCGCCUCCACCAAGUUUUCUACAUUGAACUGCCUACUUCAGUUGACAACAUAGUGUUUUAGAAAAGUUCUAAAGUUCUAAAAGUUAUUUUUUUCACUAAAAAAUGUUCUGAGAGCAUCUUAUUUUGUUCUAAAAGCAAUAAACCACUUUCUGUGGCA